Messenger RNA from Coffea arabica (coffee), 558 nucleotides. NCBI's taxonomy places the organism in Eukaryota, Viridiplantae, Streptophyta, Magnoliopsida, Gentianales, Rubiaceae. The record is from RefSeq and is a predicted model, not a curated record.
AUGUCUGGGAAAGGAAAGAAAUUACAACCGAGGUUUAUAGGGCCUUAUAAGGUUGUUCAACGUGUAGGGAAGGUAGCAUAUAAGUUGGAAUUGCCACCGAGCCUGUUUCAGAUUCACAACGUGUUCCACGUGUCCAUGCUUAAGAAGUAUCAUCUAGACCCUUCACAUAUUUUGCGACCAGAAAGUAUUGAUAUUGAUGAAACCUUGACCUAUGAGGAGAAACCGGUGCGGAAGGCGUUGGCGAAAGAUAACGCUAGGCUUGAGACUGAGGUGAAGCAAUUGAGGGCAGAUAAUGAGAAACAAGCGAAGCGAAUCAAGGAUUCAGAGUAUGAUGUGCUUGAGGUGGAGGAUAAGGUGGAUGACCUCUGCACCCAGCUUAGGGACACUCGUGAGCGUGAGAUGAAGAGAGCCCGAAAGGUGAAGGUUCGAGCUGCCUCGAUCCUGAACCUCUAUACUGAAGUGGUCGAGGGCGUGAGCGACGAGGACUCUUGUGUGGGGCCCGAGGCUGGGGUUGGAUCUACCCCGUCGGGUGGGUCUACUAGCUCGUCGUCGGACUAG